Penicillium daleae is the source of this 1770-nucleotide messenger RNA. RefSeq lists its product as uncharacterized. The record is from RefSeq and is a predicted model, not a curated record. Gene Ontology annotation, biological process: proteolysis. Lineage: Eukaryota; Fungi; Ascomycota; Eurotiomycetes; Eurotiales; Aspergillaceae. Gene Ontology annotation, cellular component: fungal-type vacuole. The coding region runs from base 1 to 1770 and encodes 589 amino acids. The transcript is spliced from 6 exons. Gene Ontology annotation, molecular function: serine-type carboxypeptidase activity.
AUGGUGCGAUAUUCGAAGGUAUCCGCUGUGGCGGCGGCGUUAUUGCUUCCUUACGCCUGGGCACAGUUCGUACCCGCUCCAACCGACUUGAUCACCAAGAAGGGGUAUGCGGGGAUCAACGUGCGAUACAAAGAAGUCCCUGCUGGAAUUUGCGAGCAAGAUGCCAAUGUGAAGAGUUAUUCUGGAUAUGCGGACGUCAGUGAAAAUGAGCACAUCUUUUGGUGGUUCUUCGAAGCUAGAAAUGAAGAUCCAAAGAAGGCACCACUCACCGUCUGGAUCAACGGGGGACCAGGCUCGUCUUCCAUGAUUGGACUUUUCCAAGAACUAGGCCCAUGCGGAGUCGAUUCCGAUGGCAACGCCUACAACAACCCCUACUCAUGGUCCAAUGCGAGCAACAUGCUUUUCAUCGACCAGCCAACGACGGUCGGACUUUCAUACUCGAUUCCCGUCCCCGCAUAUCAAGAUAGCGAUGGCAACAUCAUCCAACUGCCCAGCGAAUCAUGCCCCGAUUAUGCGCAGGAGGUUGGCACCUGCGGCACAUACUCCAAAUCUGACAUCAGCCUCGUGCCAAACUCGACCCAAGGAGCAGCCCCGAACAUGUGGAAGACGCUGCAGGGAUUCAUGGGCGCAUUCCCGCAGUACUCGCGCAAUGGCUUCUCCUUCACGACGGAGAGUUAUGGCGGUCACUACGGCCCUGUGUUCAACGAAUACUUCCUCCAACAAAACGCAAAGAAAAUCAAGGGCGCAAUCGACAUCAAGCUCGAAAACGUCCUCAUCGGAAACGGCUGGUUCGACCCUCUAAUCCAAUACCAAGCUUACUACAACUUCUCCGUCUUCCCCGGUAACACCUACGACUACGAUCCAUACAACGCCUCCGUCAAGGCAGAGUGGUACAAUAACCUCUACGGCGAAGGGAACUGCGUCGACAAAACGAAGCAAUGCUACGCAACCGGGCGCAACGAUAUCUGCGCUAUAGCGGAUAAUUUCUGCGCCAACAAGGUCGAGAAUAUGUUCGAUAUUUACUCUGGUCGCGAUGAGUAUGAUUCGCGCGAGUUGAUGCCUGAUCCGUUCCCGUACGAGUACUAUGUCGAUUAUUUGAAUAGUCCGAAGGUUCAGGCUGCGAUUGGCGCAUACCAGAAUUUCUCGGAGUCCUCGUCUACGGUGGGGAAUGCGUUCUCGAGUACUGGUGACGAUGACCGGGAGUCGAAUACUAUCGAGGAUGUGCAGAAGUUGUUGGAGGCUGGCGUGCAGGUGGUGAUGUAUUUCGGUGAUGCUGACUACAACUGCAACUGGCUAGGCGGCCAAGUCGUCGCGGGCGAAAUCAACGCCCCAGGCUACAGAAACGCAGGAUUCGUCAACAUCACAACCUCCGACGGCAUUGUGCACGGCCAAGUCCGUCAAAGCGAUUUAUACAGUUUCGUGCGCAUCUACGAGUCCGGCCAUGAAGUGCCCUUCUAUCAACCCCUUGCCGCACUGGAGCUCUUCGAGCGAGCGCUCGGAAGAAAAGACAUCGCGACGGGUAAACAUGCGGUUACUUCGCACGGUGGGUAUAAGACCCAUGGACCGCCCACGAGUGAUUACCGGGAGGGUAAUAGCACUGUUGUUAUGGAGGUGCUUCCCAGUGAUGCUACGUAUAACACGACUUUGAAUGGGCCGAACCCGACGAGUUCGACUAAGGUGCGCAGGGAGAACUUGCAGGGUCGGUCUCAGAGUAAGAUGAAGGCUGUGAGGAAAGUGAGGCGGUCGAUGAGGGGAAGACGGUUGGUUUGA